Molecule: messenger RNA, 486 nt
Organism: Suillus subaureus
Lineage: Eukaryota; Fungi; Basidiomycota; Agaricomycetes; Boletales; Suillaceae
Exons: 3
Coding region: 175-486 (103 amino acids)
Source: RefSeq, a predicted model, not a curated record
GUAGUCGGAAGACCUGAGUCGGACUUUACUCAACAUGUUCGCUUUAGCUGAAUGUUACAGCCAUCUCCGAACGAUAUAUAAUGCAUGCUGGUUCUUCAAGAUAACGGUCAAACUGGUGUUCUCUGAACCGGAAAUCGAUAGAAAGAGAGCUCCAGGUAGCAGUCAUCGACAGCCAUGACCUCCUCAUAUCCCUACACGCCUACAACACUCCGGACGAACGUGAAACCUCGUCCAUGGGUGCCAUUCAAGUCUUAUGAAGGGCACGUCGAAGUCCCGCCCUGCCCUUCAAGCCCAGGACAAGGAGGCCGAAGUCAGGAGAAGGGGAUCACCUUGUUCCUUGUGCACGGAGCGAGUUUUCCAAAGGAAAUAUGUGAGACCAAUUUAUGCUAUCUACUAGCUGCCUGUGGUGUCAUAGAUGAAAUAUGGUCAUGGGAGUCAGUGCAACAUGGGGAUUCCGCUGCUAAACAGACAGAAUCUCAGUGGUAG